Molecule: messenger RNA, 234 nt
Organism: Penicillium macrosclerotiorum
Lineage: Eukaryota; Fungi; Ascomycota; Eurotiomycetes; Eurotiales; Aspergillaceae
Exons: 1
Coding region: 1-234 (77 amino acids)
Source: RefSeq, a predicted model, not a curated record
AUGUCGUCCCGUUUCCCAGGCCGUCAGUCUCCUGAGCCGGAGCGCCAGACCGGCCCCCAGCAGCGUGACCCACCCAGCCGUGGCAUCCUCAACGGCACAUUAUCUCGCCCGGCCCCUGAAUACGCACAUGAACUGGCUAGCCAUGGAACAGAGAAUCUGGAAAGUAAUCCGGAGCAUCCACUGGAGAAAAUUGAGGCAGCGAAGUUCGCGAAGGGGCCACAAAGAAUGAUGUGA